Tripterygium wilfordii is the source of this 583-nucleotide messenger RNA. RefSeq lists its product as uncharacterized. The coding region runs from base 51 to 338 and encodes 95 amino acids. The transcript has a single exon. NCBI's taxonomy places the organism in Eukaryota, Viridiplantae, Streptophyta, Magnoliopsida, Celastrales, Celastraceae. The record is from RefSeq and is a predicted model, not a curated record.
CAUCAAAAACCCGCUUUACUAACCUUGUGAGAGAACUAUAUAUAGGAAUUAUGGCAUUAAUGGAGAGUUGUUUGGAAGAGAUUUUGAUGAAGGUGGCCUUAUUUGUGCUUGUUCAAGCUCUAGUUUAUGUGAUUUUAUCAAAGUCAUCAAACAUCUUCUCCAAGAACAAGACGAUCAGGUCUUUCAGCUUUAAGCCGCCCCGUUCUAUCAGCAUUCGACGAAUCCUGGCCGCGGUCUCCGACUUGCCUGCAGGAGAUGAGCCAUCUCCAUCGUCUAGAGGCUUGAAGCGAUCAUCAACACAAGAAUAUUCUCCCUUCAUUGAUGAUUAUGAAUCUUGAAACUUACAUGUAUUUGAAUUGAUAGGAGUAUGUAUACAUGCAUGUUUCAAUGUUUAUAUUUUUGUAUUUACAGUUCUUUUGUGUGACAUAAAUUGCUUUGAUUAAUAUUCUUAGAUAUAUUAAUAUGAUGCUAUUGCUCAAUAGCUUCAUUUUUUUUUUUUACCUUAAAAAGAACUCUCUUGAUUGAGAGAGUAUAUGUUUACUUAUACAUUGUAUGACUUAUAUUUAACCGAUGUGCGAUACAA